AUGGUCACCAUCACGCCGUCACCGAAUAAUCCUAAUGGUUGCAAUCAAAAUUCUGUUGUACCUACGAAUAUCACGAGCCCUAACUAUCCAAGAAAUUACCCACCUCUAACGCAAUGUCGUUAUCAACUGACAACCGAUAAUAAGCAUAGGAUACAUUUGACUUUUGGAGCGAUAGAUACUGAGCAAUGUUGUGAUAUUAUUGACGUUUACGACUAUGAUGGCACUCCAUACUAUGUAUUAUUAGACAGGUGAGA
Cylicostephanus goldi is the source of this 254-nucleotide messenger RNA. Lineage: Eukaryota; Metazoa; Nematoda; Chromadorea; Rhabditida; Strongylidae. The record is from the annotation of a GenBank genome assembly.